Messenger RNA from Jaculus jaculus (lesser Egyptian jerboa), 3045 nucleotides. RefSeq names its product endoglin (gene Eng). NCBI's taxonomy places the organism in Eukaryota, Metazoa, Chordata, Mammalia, Rodentia, Dipodidae. The transcript is spliced from 16 exons. Bases 365 to 2374 code for a protein of 669 amino acids. The record is from RefSeq and is a predicted model, not a curated record. Gene Ontology annotation, biological process: vasculogenesis.
AGCGCAUUUCCUGCCUCUCUGGGCCGGGCUGGAUGAGCUGAGCUCCCUGCCGUGAAGGUCAGACCCCAGCCUCUGUCUGUGUCCCAUCUCCAGGCCAGGACUGUAGCCCGUCGCUGUCCACAGGAGCCCAGAGCCCUCUCCCAGCCGUCCGCCCACUAGAGACCCCAGCCCGGCUGUGAGUCCUCUGCCCACUUCUCCUGAUCCCUUGGCCGCCACCCUAGAAGGCUGGAGCAGGGACGUCGUCUCUCCGGCCGCCUGCUCCCCUCAGGUCCCCGUGCGAGCCCACGCCGGCCCCGGCACCCACCCGCCGCCCUGCCUCUGGACACUGGAUAAGGCCCAGCGCACAGACUCCCGGGUGGACAGCAUGGACCGUGGCAAGCUCCCCCUGGCCAUUGCCCUGCUGCUGGCUGUCUGCAGUCUCGGGCCCACAAGUUUUGCAGAAAAAGUCCACUGUGAUCUACAGCCUGUGGACCCCAAGAGGGGUGAGGUGACAUAUACCACCAACCAGGUCUCCGAGGGCUGCGUGGCUGAGGCCCCCAACGCUGUGCUCCAAGUCCAUGUCCUUUUCCUGGAAUUCCCAAAUGAGGUGUCUCAGCUGGAGCUGACACUUCAGGCAUCCAAGAAGCAAAAUGGCACCCAGCCCCACGAGGUGCUCCUGGUCAUCAUCGUGAACAAGAAUGUCUUUGUGCAGUUCCAGGCCCCAGGAAUCCCACUGCACUUGGCCUACAACCCUAGCCUGGUCAUCUUCCAAGAGUCCCCAAGAGCCAACCUCACACAGCUGCCACCCUUUACUACCAAGAGCCACAUCCUCGACUGGGCAGCUACAAAGGGCAGCAUCACUUCAGCCGCGACACUAAAAGACCCCAGCAGCAUUGUCCUCUGGCUGGGCCAAGAUGAGACCGCAGGUCCAGGCCAUGCGCAGGGUCAUUCUGCAGCCCCCAAGUUACCUACCCACUGUAUGCUGGAAGCCAGCCAGGACAUGGGCCGCAUGCUGGAAUGGCGGCCGCGGGCACCAGCCCUGGUCCGUGAAUGCCGCUUGGAAGGCGUGGCGGGCCACAAGGAGGCACACAUCCUGAGGCUCCUGCCAGGCUCUGGGGCAGGGCCCAGGAGAGUGACCGUGAAGGUGGAACUGAGUUGUACAUCUGGAGACCCCGAUGCAGUUCUCAUCCUGCAAGGUCCACCCUAUGUGUCCUGGCAAAUCGACGCCAACCACAACAUGCAGAUCUGGACCACCGGUGAAUACUCCAUCAAGAUCUUUCCAGAUAAUAGCAUCCAAGGCCACGUGCUCCCAGACACACUCCAGGGUUUGCUGGGGGAGGCCCAAAAGCUCGAUGCCAGCAUUGUGGCCUCAUUUGUGGAGCUUCCUCUGGCCAGUGACAUCUCACUGAGGUCCUCCAGCUGUGAUGAUCGGCUACAGACCACACCUACCCCAAUCCCUACCACGCUUCCCAAGUACAGCUGCAGCCCAGAGCUCCUCCUGUCCCUGAUCCAACCCAAGUGUGCCAAUGACAUCAUGACUCUGGUUCUCAAGAAAGAUCACGUGCAGGCUCUGCAGUGCAUCAUUACGGGCCUGACCUUCUGGGACCCCAGCUGCCGGGCUGAGGACAGAGACGAUCAGUUCGUCUUGAGCAGCUCCUAUGCCAGCUGUGGCAUGGAAGCCACAGCAAACAUGAUCAGCAAUGAGGUGGUCAUCAGUUUCCUGUCAGGCUCAUCACCACUGAGGAAAAAAGUGCAGUGCGUCAACAUGGACAGCAUCUCCUUCCAGCUGGGCCUCUACCUCAGUCCGCACUUCCUCCAGGCUUCCAGCACCCUCGAGCUGGGUCAGCAGGGCUUUGUACAGGUGAGCAUGUCCCCAUCCAUCACUGAGGUCACACUACAGAUAGACAGCUGCCACCUGGAUUUGGGGCCUGAACUGGACACGGUGGAACUCAUCCAGGGCCGGGCAGCCAAGGGCAGCUGUGUGAGCAUGCUGUCCCCAAGCCCAGAUGGUGACCCACGUUUCAGCUUCCUCCUCCGCGUCUACAUGGUGCCCACGCCCAUGGCUGGUACCCUCAGCUGCAACUUGGCCCUGCGCCCUAGGACUUUGUCCCAGGAAAUCUACAGGAGUGUCUCCAUGCGCCUGAACAUCGUCAGCCCUGACCUGUCUGGCAAAGGUCUCGUCCUGCCCGCUGUGCUGGGCAUCACCUUUGGUGCCUUCCUCAUUGGGGCUCUUCUCACGGCUGCGCUCUGGUGCAUCUACUCGCACACACGUUCCCCCAGCAAGCGGGAGCCCGUGGUGGCGGUGGCUGCCCCGGCCUCCUCUGAGAGCAGCAGCACCAACCACAGCAUCGGGAGCACCCAGAGCACCCCCUGCUCCACCAGCAGCAUGGCGUAGUGCCCAGCCCAGAGCCCCAGGGGCCCUCCGGCCAGCCCUUGCACCGCAGGAGAGACUGAGAGGCCACCAGCUGGGAACCACUGGCCACGAGCUCGUCCCGGAAGCCCCGUGUAUCCGCGCGACUGAGGACGGAAUGUGCCCUCCGCACCUGCCCCUCCCACCUCCCUCACAGAGGCCUGCUGCCAGCGAGGGCACCGGCUUGGAACACCUUCAGUGCCCUCACCCCAUUUCAUAGAGUCUUCCAAUGCAGAGGUUCUGGGACAAGGCUGUCCAGGAUGGCCGAAAGAUGCCACUGCCCUGUACGCCCACAUUGCUGUAGAAACUUAUGUGGGAAAACUGUGCCAGACAGGUGAGAGCUCUAACCAGGCUACGACACUCGCCACAGAACCCACGGGGGUCAAGCCCAGAGCCCCUGAAUCUGAUUCCUGUGCCCUCCACACCUGGACUCACACAACUUUGGUGGGGGAGACGGAAGCUGAGGGGUGCCCAGCCCGAGGCUCAGAGGGUGGCAAGAACAGUGGGGUGAGGGAGCCCAGCUCCUUCCAAAAAUGUCACAGAGACCUCUCUUCCCAGCCCAUCCAUGCGGCAGGCAACAGGAGAGCAGUGGCCAGGCUGCUGCUCCUGGGCCCACCUCUGUAUAUUCACCACCAAUAAAUCGGACAUGAAACCUG